CGGGAAGAGGGCAAGCGAACCAAAUUCUGAUCACAUCAAUGACCACACGACUAUCACAGCUCGUCAAUUGCACAGACACUUUGAACUUCCGAGGCGUGGUCACUGACCAGCACAGACGUAACCUUGCCUUUGACGCUACCCACCUCAGAACCACACUUGGCCGCAACAUCGCUUACUCAUGCAACAUUGUCUACGCUGACAUGAAGUUUUUUUUUGACCUAAUCGUCAUCUUCUAUUCUCCGCAGACCGGUGCGUCUAUUGAAACGACCACAGACGGGCCGGGUACCAUACACGGAGCUCAGCACUACACUUCAAGAACCCGUAGCUCUCGCCGUGGAAGCAAAAGCUUCUGCAAGCUUCGCUUAAUGCGCGUAUUUGAAUUCUUAACUCUGCAGGCUGGUUACUCUGUAAGGAGACGCUUAGAUCCAGCUGCACCUUGCCCGCGUCCUGCCAUCGAUCGGAUGAGAAGGGUCGAGUUUGAGCUUUCAACGACGCUAAGGGUGCUCUUCAACUAGGAAGACUAAAUCUCCAAUAAACGAUGCAGCCUCGCCACCAUUGAUGAGACGGUUAUAAACUGGUAUCCAGUUUUUCGCCCGUUCCUGAGCCAUAAACAGAAUGUCGAGUGGCUUGUAGGCAGAAAAUAGUACGAGCGUGUACCUUUCCGUCCCCCUGAAACAAUAUGGGU
This is a messenger RNA of Bipolaris sorokiniana ND90Pr, 685 nucleotides long. RefSeq lists its product as uncharacterized. NCBI's taxonomy places the organism in Eukaryota, Fungi, Ascomycota, Dothideomycetes, Pleosporales, Pleosporaceae. The transcript has a single exon. The record is from RefSeq and is a predicted model, not a curated record. The coding region runs from base 39 to 515 and encodes 158 amino acids.